Hypanus sabinus (Atlantic stingray) is the source of this 578-nucleotide messenger RNA. Its product is annotated as SPEG neighbor protein-like. Gene Ontology annotation, cellular component: neuronal cell body; plasma membrane; axon. The annotation marks the transcript as partial. The transcript has 3 exons. Gene Ontology annotation, molecular function: protein binding; axon guidance receptor activity. Lineage: Eukaryota; Metazoa; Chordata; Chondrichthyes; Myliobatiformes; Dasyatidae. Gene Ontology annotation, biological process: homophilic cell-cell adhesion; synapse organization. The record is from RefSeq and is a predicted model, not a curated record.
AUGUCAAAGACGGCGCAGACCCCUGCCAAGAAGGUGGCACCCCCACCUCCGGGAUGCACCAUAGACAUCAACGACCCUGCGGUGCAGGAUGCAGCCAUCAAGAUCCAGGCUUCAUUCCGUGGGCACAGAUCGCGCAGGGAACUGCGGGAGAAGGGCCCACCCCGCAUCCUGAAAGACCUGAAGGAUGUUGUCCUGAUCGAGGGCAGCGCAGCCAGGCUCGACUGCAGGGUCAGCGCCUUCCCGGACCCCAUGAUCCGCUGGUUCAAGGAUGGCCGGGAACUCAAGGACGGGCCCAAGUACCGCUACAUUUUUGAGGACCCAGACGUGGUGGCGUUGGUGGUCAGGGACGGGACUCUAUCAGACCUGGGCAAAUACACCAUCUCCAUCACCAACACCUUUGGAGAGGCGUACGACUCCGCAAAGAUCAUCAUUGAAGUUCCAGGGAAGAUUGAGAAGGGGCCAGAUAACGUUAAAGCAAAGGUCGGGCAGACAGUGAAGCUGGUGGCGCAUAUCAGCGGGGAGCCGGAGCCUGAUGUUGGAUGGGCAAAGGACGGGGAGGAUAUCGAGGAGGAUGAGAG